AUGGAUCACUCCAUGCAUGCCAUGCACGACAUGGGCCACGGCCACACCGGCCAUGGCGAUAUGGAUAUGGACAUGGGCCAGUGCAACAUGAACAUGAUAUUCACCUGGUCAUCAGAGAACCUGUGCAUCAUCUUCCGCCAGUGGCGCAUUACCGGCCCCCUCUCCCUUAUCCUAUCGCUCAUCGUCAUCGUUCUCCUCACGGCCGGCUACGAGGGCGUACGACAAAUCACCCGUAAAUACGAAGCCGCUCACAAUCAACGCCUCAAUGCAUUCGUCGCGACUUCAUCCACUUCUGACGAUGGGAUCCCCCAGCCCGCUACCGCUAAUGUCCCCGCCGCAGCUCGUCCAUCCGUUACUGGCGAAGGCUCACCACUGCUUGUAGGACGGGAUAACAGAGCCGCUGUCGCACGGCAGGGAAGAUUUACGCUGGCUGCUUUGUAUGCCAUUCAAGUCUUCUACAGCUUCUUCAUCAUGCUUCUUUUCAUGACCUACAACGGCUCGGUCAUGCUGGCUGUUGCGGUUGGCGCAUUUGUUGGGUACCUACUUUUCGCUGACGGUACUCCGGCUUCCAAGACUGUUGCCUGCCACUGA
This is a messenger RNA of Penicillium argentinense, 591 nucleotides long. RefSeq names its product low-affinity Cu transporter. NCBI's taxonomy places the organism in Eukaryota, Fungi, Ascomycota, Eurotiomycetes, Eurotiales, Aspergillaceae. Gene Ontology annotation, molecular function: copper ion transmembrane transporter activity. Gene Ontology annotation, biological process: copper ion transmembrane transport. The record is from RefSeq and is a predicted model, not a curated record. Bases 1 to 591 code for a protein of 196 amino acids. Gene Ontology annotation, cellular component: membrane. The transcript is spliced from 4 exons.